Messenger RNA from Strongylocentrotus purpuratus (purple sea urchin), 5953 nucleotides. RefSeq names its product protein phosphatase 1 regulatory subunit 3B-B-like. Gene Ontology annotation, cellular component: protein phosphatase type 1 complex. The record is from RefSeq and is a predicted model, not a curated record. Gene Ontology annotation, biological process: regulation of glycogen biosynthetic process. NCBI's taxonomy places the organism in Eukaryota, Metazoa, Echinodermata, Echinoidea, Camarodonta, Strongylocentrotidae. Gene Ontology annotation, molecular function: glycogen binding; protein phosphatase 1 binding. The coding region runs from base 331 to 1398 and encodes 355 amino acids. The transcript has 2 exons.
CGCACAAUUUACACAGCUAGAUAGUUAGCUAGUCCUUUAACCUUCACACAAGAUUAGUACCGGUACAUGUGUGCGCGUGCGUUGUGUACGGGUUGUAUGGAUUUUUAACGUUUCAUCAAUUUGCAAUUUCUACCGAACUUCGUGCGGAUCAUCGUUGCAAAUUUUACGACAAACUGUCCGUUUAUUGAUGAACUCUUCGUGUACGUAGUUAGUUUUGCUUUGAUUAUGUUGUCUUGACUUUUUAGAAUAACUGUGAGCUUCAGAAGUGCUCUGCUGUUAUGCUGACAUCAUCCAAGAUUCCUGGAACAUAGCUUCUCCAAGCUGUUUGAUAUGCCUGCCAGAAUUUCAGGGUUUGGAGCCAUACCUUUUUGUGACAUGCCAAUGGACACGAUACUUCUAAGUUCCAGUCCACCUGGCCUAGGUUGCUUCCCCACAGCAAAUUCUUUGGGAUAUUACCAUCAGAGAGUUCCUCCAAAAGGUGGAUUCAGUAUGGGGAUCGGAUUGAAGGGAGAUUUCCUGAUGCAAAUGCAGCGAGACAGAAGAAAACUACCUCUUCGCUCAUGUAUCAAGAGCAGAACUGUAACCAAUGGCUAUGAUUAUCGAAAGAACAGUCUAGAUAACAUGACGAGAAGUGCUGUUUGCAUGACGAACGGUAAAGCGGCCCAAAGUCCUGGCUUACAUCGAAGAAACGAGCUGAAAUCGAAGCCUGAGAUUAGGGCGUGUAAUGGGAAAGAGAAAAAGAAGGUAUCUUUUGCAGAUGCUCAGGGGUAUUCACUCCAGACUGUGAAGUUUAUGGAUGGGCCAAGCAAUAUGCCUCCCAAGUUGAGCAUUCACUUACUUGAUGAUGUCAUUCAAAAUGCUGAAGCGAAGCCUACGAACCCUUACACUUACGUGCCCGACUUUGAACAGCCCGCAUCUAAUUAUUUGGAGUUUCGCAAGAGGCUGGAGAGUGAGACAGUAUGUCUGGAGAAUGUGAUGAUCAAAGAUAACAUCACAGUCGUAGGUACCAUCAAAGUGAAGAACAUUUCUUUCGAGAAGUCCGUCUUCAUUCGGGCUACUUUCGACGAAUGGGAGACGCACAUAGACGUACCGGGAUCAUACGUGUUCCCUAGUCAAGCAUCAAACUCGUAUGACAAAUUUGAUACGUUCUCGUUCAGUCUCGACAUGCCACCCAACCAUGGGGGAAAGAGUCUGGCGUUCUGUGUCUGUUACACCGCAAACAAUCAGAGUUUCUGGGAUAGCAACCAUGGAAAUAACUACAAAAUCGUCACAGAUAAGGAAAAGGAUUUUGUGCAAAAUCGAGAACAACUUUCAUUAAAAAACUUGAGUGGGGGUCGAUCGUAUGGACAGUUUUCAUACUGGCAGGUCGCUGGCCAGGAAGAACGACCGUAUUGGUGACAGAGGGCUGAUAAUUAUUGCAAGUGUAAUUGAAUAAUAGAAUACGCCAAAGUUUAUGCCUUUGGAAAUAUUUAGGGUUAUAUUUUUCUUAAUAAUACUGUAUUUUCAAUGAGUGAGUAGCACUGAUAUUAUAUAUUGAUUAAUAUUUAUUAUGUGUGAUGAUGGUAAUUUGAUGACAAUUUAUUGUAGUAUUAUUACAAGUCUUAACAUUUUUGAUGCAGUCUUGUCAAGAUUAAUACACGUACCGUACAGUCAGGUGUAUCUCGCAAAUAACAGGAUUUGUUUAGGAUGGGCUACAUUUCACAUUUAAUCUAUCCUGGAUUCAGUACAUGCAUAUGUGUACCAAGUAUAUUAGUUGCUUUGAUAUGAUUAUUUGUGCUUUUUGGCAAACACAAGUUGAAAGAAUUUUUGUUCAUUUUAAAUCUGUAGGAGACUGGCACCUUACAUUUUUUUUCUACUGCAUGCAAAAUGAUGCAAUGCCAUGCAUAUUCCUAGGUUUUAGUCAAAAAUUACAUUAAAACCAGUCGACUGAUAAAUGACAACUCAAAAUAUCAUGCAUAGUUAUCUACAUACAUAUCCAGCUAUGAUUCUGAAAUAUCUACACAAUAUUCUUCAAGUCUAACAAAAGUCCUACUACUUAAUGUGCUUUACUUGCUUUUGAGCUGUGAUUUGGGGUUUUGUGCAACUGCAGUGCUAGAUCAUAACAGGUAUUCAUAGUUGGAUACAGAUAGAAUUUCUGACUUCUAAGUUCUAUUAACGUACAUAUGUAGGUUUAAAUUAAUGUUUGUAUUGAUAACAAUUAAUGGAGGUUGGUUGGAACUUGGAAAACCAUGCAUCCCCUCUACAGCAUUUCAAAUGCGCAUACUAAUAAUAGAUUUAUAUAAUAUCAAGAGUCUAGACUACAUGUAAUAGGUUACACAAGCUGAUCACCUGAUAGUGCUGCAUACUCGUGCUGCAUACUACAUCAUUACAUAAUGCUGUAGACUAGUUACAAAAGCCGAUCAGCUGAUUGCCAUAGUGCUGCAUACUACCAUGUCAAACCAUCAAUUAUGCAUGCACCAUGAGCACUGUGCAUGCUGGGCCUAACAGGGCUUAUUGUGGCACUUCUAUACAUAGAAUCUAUCGAUCUGCUGUGCACAUGUGUACAGUGAGUGCUGGUUCACCACAAGGUCAAACCCAUGUCUUGCAUAAUCCCAUGUACAUCACAUGUAUAGUUAUUUUGUAUGUGUGUGUGUUUGUGUGCAGUAAUGAUAUUCACACAGCUCAUGAAUAUGAAUAGAUACUUAAAGCAUGGACUUACUAGUUGACAGCUAGUAAGUCCAUGCUUAAAGGAAAUGUCUACAGUUUUCCUUGCAUAAAGGGCCCUAUGUGCCCAAUAUUUGUAAUGGGUACUUAGAUUUUUUAAUUUAUUCUCCUUUUUUUGUAAACAUCAGCUUUCCUGUGUCAGUUACUUACCCCUCUAUACAAGGACCUCCUCACAUAAUCCCAGUGUAAAACAAAUCUCUUUUAGCUGUAAAAGCUGUAUUACAAUAGCAAUAAUUUAAAAUACCUUCAACAUAUGGAGCCCCUUCAAGUACAUGUUCACCGUUGCUCAUUUAAUACUCUUGUUCUUCAUGGAAAUAUUCAGAUUUUUAGCAGGGAAAUGUUGAAAUAUUAGUGUACAACAUGUAGUCCCUGUACAUGUACAUGUGUGUAUGUAUUACUAUUAACAUGACUGAAUGUGUUGUAUUUCUGUCUUGGUCAAGCACAAAUUCAAGUUCCUUGAAAUUUAUGUGAAAAUUACAAGAGCAUGCACUAACUAUUAGGACAUAUUUUUUAUGAUUGGCAAUUCACCCUCAAUUUAUAUUCCAAUACACACACAAAUCAUUGCAAAUGGAAAGUUCAUGAACAGUUUCCUUCGCUUUACAAAGCUGUAUUACAUUGUAUGUGGUUACUCAAGAUAAUACAGUCAUUUAUAUACCGGUAGCCAAAGCAAAGUGUUCUUGAUGAACAACAUCAUUUACAUAGCGAUGUUUUAUUACUACAUUUAGUUUACAAUGUGUAUGUAGUUACAUUGUAUGUACACAAACCCUAACUGAAAGCUGUGUCAUGAACUAAAAGUGCAUCCAUAGUACCACUAUUGGUGAAAUACAUGUACAGUCAUACAGUGUAUAUUGUACAUGUAUACAGAUUACAGAAAGUGAAAGUUAUAUAAACUGUUGUAAGUCAAGAUAGUGUAUUCAGGAAGCUUGUUCUUUUAAUCAGAAUGAUAAUAAUAAUGCAACUCUCUAAGGCCUAACUUGUAGCAUGGACUUACUAUCCAUGCUUGUAGUAAAGUAUGGUCAGAUUACAUCACUGAUGUUGUUAUCAUCCACUUGUGUAUCCAGUGCCCCCCCCCCCUCCAUCCUACAUCAUACUACAUGUAUUUCCUCUUUUGGACCUGUUAAAAUGUUCAUGCUUUGUUCUUUUUGUAUGUCCUGCAAGGCUGUAUGUGAAUACAUGCUCGUGAUACCAUGAAUGUAAUGGUUCUUUUAAUCAGUCAUACAUGAAGGAAAUUGCUCAGAACGCCUGGUAUUUGAUCUUGCCCCCUUAUCAUCAACCAAGAAAGAAAAGGAAGGAAAAAAACACAAAGCAAAUGAGUUUCAUGAAGGAUUGGAUGAAAUAGGGAGCGAUAUAAUGGAAUUGUAUGUAUAUCAUGUCAGUCUGCUACAUUCCAAUGCAGAAACACAGUACAUGUCUGAAAAGUAUGGCCACUCUAUGGUAAAGCCUGGAUUGUUAUGCAUGUCAUACUCUGAUUGAGAAUAUGCAAAGAAAUUUUGGAAGAAAUGGUGUUUAGUUUACAUGCAAGUCUAACUAAGUGUUUAGUCAUCCAUCAACCAUGUUCAUUUUUUCUUUCAAAUUUGGAGUACAAGGCUGUUGAUAAAUAGAUGUACACUGUAUGUGUGUUUGGUUGCCCCCGUUUCAUCUCGGCAGUUAACAAGUAAUCGGUGCACAAAGUGAAUGGCUUUGACACAUUUAUCAAUUCUGGUAUGCAUGAUUUGUCUCCAUGUUCACAGAAAAUGCUAUAUUUCAAUUGCAAUAUUAAGUGAAUUUUGUAGUGAAAUAUAAUUCACUCUACAUGUUUCUUCCAAUGGUCAGGGUUAUUACUAACAACUUUUGCAAUCUUAAUAUAAUUGUGUAUAGGGGUGUGUUGGGGUCUCCAUUUCUGUGAAAUUGCUUCUUUGUAAAAAAAAAAAAAAAAAAGUUUUACAUAUCGCAUAUAUAUACACACAGAUAGAAAUUUGGCCUUGUGUGCGAUAAAAAGUUCAUUGUACAUGGAAAGUGCUGUGGUUUUUGUGUGAAAACAAACCAGUAGUCUUCUUGUGUGCAACAACUUCCUCAUUGACUAUUUGUUGUUGAAAAGUAUCUAUGCUUGUGCUCUGCUGUUCUUUGAUUUUGUGUUUCCUUUUAAGCUGGAACAUGGGAUUUCCCAUGAGUUUCUUCAAAACUUUCUUUUCAUUAUACAUUUUCUCUACCAUUGUUACGUCAUUCUAUAGUUAUGUGCUAACUCUCCUUACGUCCAUGUAUACGUCAGAAAAUUUAUUGUUGUGUCUAUAGCUGUGUUUGAUGAGACGGCAUAACUUUUACCUUUUGCACAGUUCAUUGCCCAAACUCAAAGAAUGGUAUUUACUCAGUUUAAAUGCAAAUAUACCAAAGUCCUGUUUCUCCCCAUAGAAGGCCUCUUUCAUUGUAGACAAAUGGACAUGUUCUACAACGGUUACCUAAUUUAACUUCUGGGUCUACUGUCGUACAGUUCUGUGUACGUCACAGAAUUUAAGCCUUGUAGAAUUACUAACAGCUUUUUCCUAGUAUAGAUUAAGUUUGAACAAGUUUGUACCAGAUCAUAAUUAUGCCACAAGUAAUAAAUAAGUAGAGUUUCUUUUGUACAUGUUGUAGGUACUUAAAUAGGUUUUCCAAUCGUCCAACGUGAAUAUUGCAACUCAUUCUUGUUCUGCACAAAGUUUUAAUCACAACUUCACUAUUUUCGUCCAUUAUUUUUUAGCCUUUGAACUUGAAGUCGAUAUAUUGUGUGGUAUUUGCAUGGAUUAGACCAAAAAGUACAAGAAAAGAUAUGGUGUUGAGAAAAAAAGAAAUGUACAAACAAUUACAUGAAAUAUAAUAUAUAUAAUUUUAGCGUGACGAAGGUGUUUGUGUUUUGGGAGACUGCAUGCAGAUUUAUCCGAGAGAGAUAAAUAACAUAUUUAAAAGAUGAGAAGUUUAACUUGUAAUAAUGAUCGCAAUUGUUGAGUUUCAAUUAUUUCAUGCCUACCGUGUAUCAGUAUUGGAAAAGAGGUUCAAAAUUCAUAUAUUUUGAUACACAGAACGAUGUUUUGUUGUUGUGGCGGAAACUACAUGUAAAUCAUAAUUUGUGAGAAGAUGGAAAUUAUGAAAUUUAUAGAUGAAAGAAAUUGCAAGGAUUGUUUUACUAAGGUACAUGAUGUACUGAAUAAAACAAGAAAACCCUCUUUUAGGGGGCAUUCAAAGAAAUGUUGUUCCAUGAUCCAUGUAUUAAUAUUAUACCGUUGUUGAUUUAUAA